Fusarium keratoplasticum is the source of this 1056-nucleotide messenger RNA. RefSeq lists its product as uncharacterized. The transcript is spliced from 2 exons. Lineage: Eukaryota; Fungi; Ascomycota; Sordariomycetes; Hypocreales; Nectriaceae. The coding region runs from base 1 to 1056 and encodes 351 amino acids. The record is from RefSeq and is a predicted model, not a curated record.
AUGUCGUCGCCUUGGAAGAAGCAGCCUGAAGAUGUCGUCGACUGCGUGCUCAAGCGUGCAGAAGUGAGCAAGAUCGCACGCCGACUCCAGAACCGACUCGCCCUCGCCCAGUUCAAGACCAAGCAUGGCUGGGAGGACCUCACCCUCGACUCCAUCGAGCCCAAAGUCGAGGAGGAGAUGCGACGGAAGCGCCUCGCCGAGCCUGGCGACCUCCUCUCCGACUCAUCCUCCAGCGCAUCCGACCUCCCGUAUCCCUCCCGAGCCCUCAUGAGCUCCCCCCUCAAGGCGCCCCUGUUCUCGGAUGCAGUAGGCUCCAGCAACGGCAGCACCGGACACCGCAAGCGCACAUACUAUGCCACCUUUGCCGACGCCUCUUCGAGCCCGAGCAAGCGAUUCCGGGCCUCUCCCACCGCUCACAAGUCGUUUGGCGCUCACGCCUCGUGGAAGAACUCGCACCAGCUGGCUCAUUCUUCUCCCAUCAAGCCUCGCCGGCAGCAGCACUUCACCACGUCGGCUGGUCCAGACGUCUCCUUUUUCCAGCAGCGUCUCAUGAGCCGUGAGCUGACAUCACCCAACUUUGCUGCCCCCUCCGAUGACGAUGACGACCUCCUGCCGGUUCACUCGUUCAACCACGCCAGCAUCCGGUCUUCUCCUCCUCGCACGCCACCCAUGCGAUCCCGAACCCUCGGCAGCAGACGGGCCAAGGGCAACGCCGGGACAGGCGCCAACGGUGGCAAGACGGGGGAGGAGGGCGCAGAUCUACUUCUCUACCUGGCAGCCUCGCCAUCACCAGCCGUCAAGACGUCCACCAGGACACGGAUGGAUCCUCCUUCGACUCCCCCGCAGAAGAACAGUAAGAUGGAUCUGCCUUCGUCGAUGAUGAUGACGCCCGGUGGGGGCAACCUGUUCCCAACCACCCCAAGCCAAGCGUUUGACUUUGCCGACUUUGUCAACAUCACACCCAGCCCAGCACAAAAGCCCUGGAAGACGCCCGUCACCCUCACGGCAACUAGGACACCCGUCAGCGUGACCCAAAGGCGAUUGACGUUUGACUAG